UCCAAAUGGUGGAUUUACACAACAAACACCUGUUUGUUGUGUGCGUGGGGCAGAGAGAGAGGUGACAGGUGAGGUGAGGGCGGUGGCGGGUGUGUCUAAAGCAGUCGUUCUCUCUCUCUCUCUCUCACACACACACUCUUACAAACCCUGUUGGACCUGUUGCUGCCCGUUCACCCGGCUCCUCCCGGCUCCUUCACCUGACACCGCCUGGAAGUUAAUCUCACUGCUGCACAAUAGCACUUGGUGUGAUUUAAGCGUAGCUGCAUUUUGGCUGUGGGGAUCUCUGUCAGUUAUUAACCUUUGGACCGUGAGCAGAGUUUACCUGCGUCGGGACGACCUGGACGCUACUUCCUGUUCACGCUCUUCGGCUGGAUUGACUUCUUACCUGCAACAUUGCAAGUCAAAAUAAGACCGUCUCUGGACUUGCUUUACCUCUUGGAUUCUCUAGGCUGACAGCGUGGUCAAAACACUCCUGAUGGAUUUUCCGAAUUCUCUCUGGUUGGAAUUGGAGGCUCCCUGCAAAAGGCUGUGAUUGUUUGUGUGAGUGUGUGUCGGCGGCUCCAGGGGUUGCAAAAUCAGGGCAGGAUGAUGGAAGAGGUGUCUGCGAUUAUGGCGUACGAUGCCCACGUUAUGGAACAGAUGAGCGAAGACGAGAUCUUGGCCUGCUUGAUCCCGGCCAUUGAGGAUAAACUGGGGGAAAGCCGGCUUCAAUUAAUGAAUGAUGAGGAUUCUUUGGAUAAAUACGUGAAGGAGAACCAUCGGCUUCAGCAGGCCGGCCUCCGCCUGGAGCAAGAGAACGACAACCUUGCUCACAGAUUGAUCAGCAGCAAGGUUGCUUUGAGGAGCGCUCUGGACAAGGCAGAGGACAAAGUGGACGAACUCACCAAAGAACUUUUUCAGACCAGACAUCUACUACAGGCUACGGAAGAGGAGAAAAUUGGGAAAGAGGAGGAAGCUGCCGCGUCAAAGGAAGUGUUUCGGAGGGAGCUGGAGAAGGCUGAGCAGCAAGUCAGCAGGUCGUCUGGUGUUAUCGCGGACUACAAACAGAUCUGCUCUCAGCUGAAUGAGCAGCUGGAGAGGCAGCAAGCCGCCCACAGAGAAGAGUUGGAUGCACUCAAGAGCGCAGUGACGGCUUGCUCGCGCUGCCGACAUGUCGUGGAAUCAGAGGACCUGUCAGCGGUAGAAGGCCGAGGAGAAGACGGUGACGGCUCAAAAGAUGCAGGGCAGAGGAGAGACGACCAGGAGAAGGAGUCCCUCAGGGCCCAGAUGAGGGAGCAUGAACAAGAGUUGGCCAAGACCAAACUCCAGAUGGUGGAGGCUAAGUGCAAGAUCCAGGAGCUGGAGCACCAAAAAGGAAUUCUGGCCAACGAUCUUCUGGAAGCGAAGAACAACUGGAUCAGCAAGGCCUUCACCUCCCGGCGGCCCUCCAGCGAAGGGGGGCUUCGCAGUAUUAUAAUACCCAGAGAUGGGGCUCCCACGGUGGGCUGGAACCUCCAUAAGAGACCCUUCUCUGGAUGGAGCACCAAGAAGCUGUCAUGGCCUCACAGAGACAAUGAAGAAAAUGUAUGAUAGCUGGCGCUGUGAAUCUGCCAACCACGUAACUUUAAUAAGAGGAUACGACCUGUAUUGGUUCACACAGAUAUGUCCAGUAUGUAGUCAAUCCUGUAGCUGCUAUCUCUUGUUUAGUGUGCUGAAGGGCAGUCUGAAAAGGAGCAGCGGGCCUGAGAGCGUCUUGCCUGUGGGCGACUUUACAAUGAUGAAGUCAUUUUUUAGAUUUGUAAGCCAAAUCAAUGCAACUUGAUUUUCUGUGUCUAUUAUUCUUGAAAUUGUCCUGUACAUACUUCUUGUGUUUUUAUUCAUAAUAAUUUGAAUACAAUAUUCA
This is a messenger RNA of Pungitius pungitius (ninespine stickleback), 1882 nucleotides long. Its product is annotated as rab GTPase-activating protein 1-like. The coding region runs from base 586 to 1569 and encodes 327 amino acids. The record is from RefSeq and is a predicted model, not a curated record. The transcript has 8 exons. Lineage: Eukaryota; Metazoa; Chordata; Actinopteri; Perciformes; Gasterosteidae.